Messenger RNA from Arabis nemorensis, 507 nucleotides. NCBI's taxonomy places the organism in Eukaryota, Viridiplantae, Streptophyta, Magnoliopsida, Brassicales, Brassicaceae. The record is from the annotation of a GenBank genome assembly.
AUGCUUCGUAUUCUGCAAAUCACGCUUCUUUGCUUCGUUCUCGUCGCCGGGAUCUCGGCGAUCUCCGAGAGCGAGACUAUAUACGAGAUCCUUCAGGCGAACGGAUUACCGGUGGGUAUAUUCCCGAAAGGCGUGAGAGGAUUCAACUUCGACGACAAAACGGGACGAUUCUCGGUUUAUUUGAACCAAUCAUGCGACGCAAAGUACGAGACAGAGCUGCAUUACGACACGAACAUAACGGGGACGAUAGGUUAUGCUAAAAUCGUGGACUUGUCUGGAAUCUCGGCGCAAGAGCUCUUUUUGUGGCUUCCGGUUAAAGGAAUCCGAGUAGACGUACCGAGCUCUGGUCUUAUAUUCUUCGACGUUGGUGUUGUUAAAAAACAAUACUCUUUGUCUUUGUUCGAGACUUCGAGAGAUUGCGUUGCGGUUCGUGGGGUUAACAAGGUUCAGUCUUGGAUGUUUCCAUUGUAUCAAGUAGAUCAAACUCUUGGAAGAGACAUUAUUUAG